CCCCAAACGGAGAUCUUAAGAGAUGGCUCCUGCUGUGGCGGUUAACCCCCCGGGGCAUCAAGUGGUCCUUCCGUCCUUCCUUGAAUGUCAGCUAGAUUCAAUUCAAACUUUUUCUGACACGGCCUCCAAGAAGUCCCCAGAUCCACUUUCACUUUCAGCCUUCCCGUAAUGUUACUUUACAAAAUCACUACCUCCUGAUCCCAUCAUCAGCUCGGUAUCGACAUUACUACGGUUAUCUGCUAAUUUUCGGAAAGAAAUAUCAGCUUCAAGAUGGAACUAUCUCCGACAGCCAUAGGAGAAGUCAUUCACCCUACUGCGGCUUAUUACCGUCCUCCCCUAGAGGUUCAGGAACAGUCAGAACCUCCCAAUGCCGUUAACUCCUAUACUGAACUCCCUUGGGCGGACUCUCUCCUCAAUCCCAAAAACCGUAUAGAAAGCCUCGAUCUGCCCCCAAAUCCCCUAUGGCGUGUCGACGGCUGUGCCGGCUUGGGCAGCCAAUACUAUGUGCUCCCGCUGUUCAUCGAACAGGUUCCUCCUAUCCGCAUGGAUGUUUUCGUUUCUAAUUCACAACCACAUCUUAUCCGUGACCAGCUCGAACUCGAUAAGGCCUUCCACACCAAGGAUUCCGCUCGACUACCCAGGCUCGCUAUAGCAAGACACAUUGUCCGAAUCCUCCAGCGUUGGACUACGACCGAUUUCCACGACUUGUCAUCUUUCGAAAAAUUCUAUAAAGGCGUGCCUUUCGGAUCACGUCUAAUCCUAGAGAAUAUGUCACUCGACACGCACCAAGUUCGAGUUAAAGUCGGCCUUAACCAUAACCUGGAGCAUAAGCUGCUUCCGCUUUCAAGGUUGGCUGACCUCUGGGGCUCAGGAUUCCCCUUCCCUCCAGUGAUUGACUUCUUUGAUCUUCACGUAGUCAGGGUUCUACAUGAUAGCGUUUGUCUCGUCCGAAUUCACGAGCAGCUAUUUAUUUUCAAGGCAUUGACCAGCGGGGCCAAAUACCUUUACCAUGAACUGAAGACUCUCUGCACGAUCGAACCCCAUGAGAACGUCAUCAGACGGCCAAUGCAUGUUGUCACGAAGAGGUGCAAUUUCGGGUUCAAGAAGGCUGUUGCUGGUUUUACUACGUUUUAUCACGCUAAAGGUACUCUUCGAGAUGUCCUGCCCAGUUUGCAAGCCCAUGGCCAAUUGCAACGUGUCGAUCAGUUGAAGUGGUCGAUACAGUUAACCAGGGCUCUUGAACAUUUAAAAACUCGCUCUAGGACAUACUACCCCGAUUUACGCCUGGACAAUAUUGUACUAUCAGAAAAGUCCGACGUCAUUAUGGUCGAUUUUGAACAGAGAGGAGUCUGGUGCGAGUUUGCGGCCCCGGAGGUUAACGCUAUCGAAUACAUCCGUCUAAUCGCAACUGACGAGUGUGUACCCGAAUCCGUGAGCGAGAAGUAUCGAAAGAUAAUGCAGGAAUUAGUUCCAGAAUUCGAAGAGUUGGAAGGCGAGAAAUAUACUAACCCAGAAUAUGGAUUCAACAUAUCAUGGAUUGCCCUCAGCGAGACAGAGCAAGAAGCCGCUGAAGUAUACAUGCUUGGGAGAGUGUUGUGGUGCAUCUUUGAAGGGGUCAGUGGUCCUCAGAAGGCAGCCGUGUGGCAGUCGUAUAGAUGGGAGCCCGAACUUGAGUUUCCCGAAUACAGGAGGACCCCUCCCGCAAUGAGAAUUCUGAUAGACAAAUGUACAAGGGGUAGGCGAGAGGCGCUUGGCAACAUCAUUAUAAGGCGGAACAGUCAGCUUCUUCUAACAACUAAACCUCCCAGUGAACAGACUGCCGACGAGGUUAAGCAGACUGCGAAGCGUUUUUGGUCGACCGAAAUCGAAGUAGCGGAAAAGUAUCUGGAAGUUCGAAGUUCCCAACGUCGCAAAGGAGAAUGGAACGACAACUACUUUGAGCGCCCAACCUUAGCCCAAGUCUUAGAAGACCUACUGGCAUUCCAGAACGAAGUCGCUUGAGGCUAUGCAGCCAUACGAGGGGGAACUAAAGAACCUGGUCAUCAUUUUGAGACGAGCAUCUCACUCACAUUCCUUUUGGUAACAGUCAGCAUCAAUACAUGAUAUGCUUCUAAAUAACUUUUAGCGUACCUUGAGCAUGUCGCCGUGAAAGAGCCUCUACUGACUUAUCUAGAGGGGAAAACCCCAACGAAAGUAUCAGGGACCAUGCCAUAGUUUAGCGGCCACUGCCAAAAAUGAGUAUAGAACUUAAUAGACAAAUCUCAGCUAGCAUAGCUAAAAUAUCUCCAUCU
Molecule: messenger RNA, 2291 nt
Organism: Daldinia loculata
Lineage: Eukaryota; Fungi; Ascomycota; Sordariomycetes; Xylariales; Hypoxylaceae
Exons: 1
Coding region: 271-2001 (576 amino acids)
Biological process (GO): protein phosphorylation
Molecular function (GO): protein kinase activity; ATP binding
Source: RefSeq, a predicted model, not a curated record